AUGAAAGUUCUUCACUUUUUAGCUCCAAAUUCUGCAAAACCAACCAUUAUCAAUCUGAAGCAACAAUCUUACGGUCCAAUCACACAAACCCAGAUCGUGCUGCAUCGGAGAAUCAGACGAGCUCCAUCAAUAAACUGCUCAAACAGUGGUGGCAACAGCAACAGCGGCGACGGGAAGAUCUCUCAGCCGUUGGAUGGAGUGGAGAUAAGAUUCAAAAGAGGAUCGAGAAAGAAAAUGAGAGAAGAAGGUUCAGGAGAAGGAGGAGGGCAAAACGGAAAGAAAAAGGAAACUGUUCAGAAGCCAUGGGAAGAGAUGAGUUUGAAUGAGAAAGCAUUGGAGCUUUACGUGGGAGAGAAAGGUUUGUUGUUUUGGCUGAACAAAUUGGCUUACGCUUCGAUCUACAUUGUGAUCGGAGGUUGGAUCCUUUUCCGGUUUGUCGGACCGGCUUUGAAUCUUUAUCAGCUUGACACACCGCCUCUUGAUCCUAAAAACAUCUUAAAGGGUUAA
This is a messenger RNA of Microthlaspi erraticum, 507 nucleotides long. Lineage: Eukaryota; Viridiplantae; Streptophyta; Magnoliopsida; Brassicales; Brassicaceae. The record is from the annotation of a GenBank genome assembly.